Messenger RNA from Telopea speciosissima, 269 nucleotides. RefSeq names its product 40S ribosomal protein S30-like. Gene Ontology annotation, biological process: translation. The record is from RefSeq and is a predicted model, not a curated record. Gene Ontology annotation, cellular component: ribosome; cytosolic small ribosomal subunit. Bases 52 to 240 code for a protein of 62 amino acids. Gene Ontology annotation, molecular function: structural constituent of ribosome. Lineage: Eukaryota; Viridiplantae; Streptophyta; Magnoliopsida; Proteales; Proteaceae. The transcript has 3 exons.
CUUCACAAAUUGCAGUGGUUGCAGUUGCAAUUGCAAAGAGUGUAAUCGAUAAUGGGUAAGGUACAUGGAUCUCUAGCUCGUACCGGUAAGGUGAGGGGUCAAACGUCGAAGGUGGCAAAGCAGGACAAGAAGAAGAAGCCCAAAGGAAGGGCUCACAAGCGCAUGCAGUACAACAGGCGUUUCGUCACUACUGUUGUUGGUUUUGGAAAGAAGAGAGGACCUAACUCAUCAGAGAAGUAAACGCGUGAUAUGAGGAUUUCUUUGAAGUA